AUGGCACGCCUGCCGAACACAUGGCUCUUCAAGUGGAACACCAUCAGACCAGCAGAUUUGUGGAGUGGCUGGUCGCGCUGGAUGAUGGGCAGCUUCUCUUUCGCCAAGGUGAUGGUAGACAGUGAAGCGCAGACCGACGCCAAUGGCACUGAGAGUCAGCUGAGCGAGCUGGCCAGUCAGCUGCAGCGCGAGAAGGCAGCCAACGCGGAGCUCUUGCAGCUGCUGCUGAAGGAUGAGCCGAGCCAUAUGUGGUCUGUGUGCUCUCCUUCUGCCAGCGAGAUGAGGAUGCGCUCCGCUGCGUUCUUGCAGUUGGCCAGGAUGGCCAAAGCAGCAAAGAAGCAAGGCCAGAAGCAAGGUGGAGGAGAUGCGCGAUUGCGGUGCAACCUCAUCCGGCAGAUGGUGGAGCUGAAAGCAGACCUCACAGCCAGGGACACGACAGGCCUGGAGGCGCGAGCGACAGUCGACGGCAGCGGGCUGCAGCUUGGCUCAAGCGGCGUUGAAGCCAGCCAGCGAAAAGGGAAGCAGAGCUGCCAGCUGAAGUUCAUGCGGCUGACAGCCAGCUCGCCAGCUGUGCAACAGCCCAGUGCAGCCCUCCUGCCCAUCACGACAGCGAAGCCAACAAUGCGGCUGACAGCCGAAGAUGAAGAAGCUGCUCCCGGCAGCCAGAUAGGUCCUCUUCCCAGUGAGGGCUCUCCUGCUGACUCAGCUCCAACAGAAGCCAUGGAAAAAGAGGGAAGCCCAAUGUCUCCUCCAAAACAACCUGAUGAUGAGUUGCUUGCGGAGAUGACUGCCAAUGAGGCGAAUGUUGGGAAGGGCUUGGGUGUGAGCAGCCCCAUUCUCCUUCAACCAACUGCGCUGCUGCUGAGGCAAAAUGCUUUCCUUGAAGGUGAAGAUCACUACGGACCACACACACCUGUGCCAGCUCAGGCCCAUGCCUAUGGGCCCAUGACAGGGAGCCGACGGAAGGAAAAUGCAGCUACCCACAUGCUGCUUUUCAAAUGGAAACACCAUCAGACCAGCAGAUUCGGGGAGUGGCUGGUCGUGCUGGAUGAUGGGCGGCUUCUCUUUCGGCGCAUCACACGCGGCAACAAUGUUGCUUGGGACGGCCAGAGCCGCUUUGGGCGGCUGGACGGACCUGGCCGCUUUUUUCGCCUGCUUGGCUUUCGUUGUUGCGCUGGCGCCAGGGUUUGGAACCUCCUCUUCAUGCCUGACCCUGUGCGAUCUGUCUUUGGUGAAAGUGUCUGGACUGACCAAGAGCGACGUCGGUCUGCUUGGCUCUUUGGCAUAGCAUCUAUUCCAGAGCUGACCUUUGACAACUUGGAGCAGCUGAUUGCUAUGGCGCCAGGCCUGAAAGCACGUGCUUUGAGGGCGCGUUUGUUGGCUCCACCUCCGGCAGUUCCAGCUGUUAGCCAGAUUCCGUCGCGGCAAAGGCCCAGGCGCUCUGUGCGGCUGACAGCCAGCCAGGGCGAAGAGAACUGCGACCCGAAGCGAAAAGGUAUCCUGCGUGGGCCCGGGCUCUUUGCUGUCUCCUGCCCGUGCGCGCUUCACCAUAGUGCGCUUUUGGGGCUAAGCGGAGAGCUGCUGGAGCUGGAGCUGCAGCCAGAAAGCACCGUGAGGGACUUGAAAGCUCAGCUGAAAGCCAUGAGUGCGUUGGAUUUCUCCGAACGCCUGCUACUUAGCACCAUGGAGAUCCUGUUCGAUGGCAGAACGUUGGAAGAGGAUGAAACCCUGAGCCAGAUUGCCGGGGAGCUACACGUGCUCUUUGUGCCAAUUCCAUCCGUGGAGUGCUCCAGCCGAAAGAGCAGUGGCCUUGCAUGUCCAGAGGAGGGAUUGUUGGUGGUGAAAAUCCCUGACGGGGUGAUGCACAUUGAAGCGAAAGCCUUCCAAUGCUGCAGGCUGCUGGUCAAGGUGACCAUCCCCGAGACGGUCACUCACAUCUUUGAGUUUGCCUUCAGAGGUUGCGGCUCCUUGACCAGUCUCAACAUCCCUGAUUCUUUGACUUGGAUUGGCACCAGUGCCUUCUCUGGCUGCAAGUUCAGCACCUUGACGCUUCCACGUAGCCACUUGAGCUACGUGGAACGAGGCGCCUUCCAGUUCUGUGAUUCAUUGGUGAGUUUAGAGCUACCCAAGACCUUGACUGUGAUUGAAGAGCAGGUGGGGCAUGGUUGA
This is a messenger RNA of Durusdinium trenchii, 2169 nucleotides long. The record is from the annotation of a GenBank genome assembly. Lineage: Eukaryota; Dinophyceae; Suessiales; Symbiodiniaceae.